Molecule: messenger RNA, 8997 nt
Organism: Hyalella azteca
Lineage: Eukaryota; Metazoa; Arthropoda; Malacostraca; Amphipoda; Hyalellidae
Gene: Klp31E
Product: kinesin-like protein KIF21B
Exons: 30
Coding region: 108-5060 (1650 amino acids)
Biological process (GO): mitotic spindle organization; microtubule-based movement
Molecular function (GO): microtubule motor activity; microtubule binding; ATP binding
Source: RefSeq, a predicted model, not a curated record
AGUGGUAGUGUGAGGUGCUGUUCCGUGUUUAGGUUUUUGUUGCAUUUGAAUUUAAUGAUACGAACCAGAUUAACAGUGUUUUCUCGUUAAAGUGGUACUGUACAGCCAUGACUGAAGAUGAAUCUAGUGUUCGCGUCGCCAUCAGGGUGCGACCCCAGAUCGCGCGCGAGGUGAUCGAGAUGUGCCGCGUGUGCACGUCUGUAACGCCCGGUGAGCCGCAGGUGUGGCUAGGGUCUGACAAAGCCUUCACGUACGACCACGUCUUCGACAUGGACACGCAGCAGGAGGACGUCUACCACAAGUGUGUUCACGGCCUCAUCGAGGGAUGCUUCAAAGGAUACAACGCCACCGUGUUGGCCUAUGGGCAGACGGGGUCUGGCAAGACCUACACGAUGGGCACAGGUCUAGAGGUGGACUCGUUGUCUGCAGACCUUCAGGGCAUCGUGCCCCGGGCCAUGAACCAUCUUUUCGAGGGCAUCUCCCAGAGAAGAAGGGAGGCUCUGGAACAACAGAAAACUCCGCCUGAAUUUAAAGUCACUGCACAUUUUAUGGAGCUUUACAAUGAAGAAGUUAUUGAUCUAUUCGAUCCUGCUUUCAAGGGCAUAGGCAAAAGCUCCGUCCGUAUCCACGAAGACUCGAGCGGAGGCAUUUACGUGUCGGGGAUCACGACGCGCGCCGUGAGCUGCGUGGAGGAGGCCAUGCAGUGCCUGAGGGCGGGCGCUCUUAGCCGCACCACGGCCUCCACCAACAUGAACGCUCAGAGCAGCAGGUCUCAUGCUGUCUUCACCAUCAACAUCACACAGCAGAGACUUGCCGAGCCACAGGAUGGGGAGGAGGAGCAAGAAGGUCUGGGUGACAGCAGUAACGCGUUGCCUGAGUUUGAGACAUUGACGGCCAAAUUCCACUUCGUGGACUUGGCGGGGUCUGAGCGUCUCAAGAGGACGGGCGCCACGGGCGACCGCGCUAGGGAGAGCAUCUCCAUCAACUGUGGACUUUUAGCGUUAGGCAACGUCAUCUCAGCGUUGGGCGACGUUACGAAGAAGGCUUCUCACGUCCCAUACCGAGACUCGAAACUCACGCGACUGCUACAAGACUCCCUCGGAGGCAACAGCCAGACUGUGAUGAUAGCGUGCAUCUCACCGAGCGACACGGACUUUAUGGAGACGCUCAAUACGCUCAAGUACGCGAACCGAGCGCGCAACAUCAAGAACAGAGUGACAGUCAACCAGGACAAGACUAGCAAGACCAUCGCCUUGCUUAGGAUGGAGAUCCAGCAGCUCCAGAUCCAGCUCAUGGAGUACAGACAGGGCAAGCGCGUUGUGAGCCAGGACGGCAGCGAGGCAGUCAACGACAUGUACCACGAGAACCAAAUGCUUGCCGUCGAGUGCGGCAAUUUACGCACGCGCGUCAAGGCGCUGCAAGAAACCAUCGAUGUUCUCACCGCCAAGAACACCGCACUGCUCGCUGAGAAAGCCACCGGCCAGUGGGUGUCUGCUGACGGUGACGACACAGAGGGCGCAGGAUCAGACAUUACAAGUCUGAUACAGGGAUACCUGCAGGAGAUAGAGGAGCUCAGAGCUAAGCUGUGCGAGUCUGAGCAAGUGUGCCAGCAGCUCAGGAAGCAGGUCAACAACAGGGCCAAUGCCAGGCUCUCUGUGUCACCCCUCGUACAUGUGCCUAUGUCGGGUUCACUGAUGGAGGGCGUGGAGGAAGGCAGCGGCCCCAACAGCAUCGCUGAGCUCAUCGAGGAGGCUAAGCACGACCUGCAAAAAGACAUGCGCGAAAUUUCCGCGCCCAAGAAACGGAAAAAGAAAUUAUCCCGUACGCUCUUCGGCCCCGAGACCGUACACAGGAACAACGAAGACGCAGAUACCGAGAAUAAUAAAGAGAACGAGACAGAAAACGGUGAUGAGAACAUGGAAGAAGGCGAGGCUGGGGAAGAGGUGGAGGAUGAAGAGGAGGAAGAUGAAGAAGAAAGUUCAGAUGAAAGCAGUGAGGAUAAAGAGGACGACUCAGACGAGGAGUUCUGUUCAGAGAACUACAACGAAGAGCUAGCAGACCUGACGAGCGAGAUCUCGCUGAAGCAGAAGCUGAUCGAGGGGCUGGAGCAGAGCCAGCGGCGUCUGGAGACCAUGCGCCAGCAGUACGAGGAGAAGCUCGCUGUACUUAUGAACAGGAUCAGGGCUACGCAGGACGAGAGGGAUAAGGUGCUGUCUAACUUGAAGCCUGGCGGUAACGCUGGUGACGACAAGGCUAGGCAGAUCAAGCUGGAGUACGAGCGCAAGAUCGGGCUGCUGCAGAAGGACUUGAAGAAAAUGCAGAGCGCGCAGAAGGAGCACGCCAAGGUUAUGAAGGAGAAGACCCAGCACGAGCGGCAGCUCAAGGCGCUCAAGGCAGACCUCGCCGACAUGAAGAAGGCUAAAGUCAGGCUAAUGAACAAAAUGAAGGAGGAUUCUUCGCGCGCGAAGAAAGAAGACGUGAAGAAAAAUCGCGAGAUCGCGCAGCUGCGUAAAGAGACGCUCAAGAAGGAGAAUCUCAUUAAGAACCUCGAGGCUGAGAACCGCCUUAAGAACAUCGUACUUAAACGCAAGACUCAGGAGAUCGCCGUGCUCAAGAAGGUUCCUCGCCAGGGACUCAGCGAUAAAGCCUCUGGCAGGAUAAGAAAAAAAGGCCUACAGCCCAGCCUGGUGUACUCCCCCAAAGCCGCGAAGCAGAAGUGGCAGCAGCUCGAACAAAACAUCAAUAAAGUCGCGUAUAACAAGCAAACCGUCAGCAGCCUCGAGCGAGACAUGGACAGAUGGCUGAAGGAGCGCGAGACGCUGAGCAGGCAGCUGGACAAGGCGCUCAGACGACGCGAGCGACUUGACCCAACCAACGCUACACAACUCAGUGACCUCAACGACCAGGUGGACGGUCUGCGUGCGAAUAUCAACUACAUUCAGGAGAACAUCGCUGAAUGUCAAGAGAACAUCGUGGCCAUGGAGGAGAACAAGGAUGGUGACCCUGAGAGCCUGACAACAGCAGUGUCAGGCGCGUGCAUGUCAGCAGCAGAGAGUGAAUACAUCAUCAGCAAGCUGAUCACCAUGACUGUCAGCCAGGCAACUCUCGCCGCGCAGAAGCAGGCAGCCAUCGCCGAGCUCGAGAACAGGAUGAAGCAGAUGGAGCAGAACACGACAGUCCAGGAGCAGCUACUGGCCCAUGUACUGGGUAACCCCAACCAUGAAGUGUUCAGCCUCAUGAGCUCCCUGCUCGCCGGCGACGCCUCCAACUCCACGGACUCUUCUCGCUCGCCUUCACCGUCCGAACAGCGGCCCCUCGAGCCGCCUGCCAGUCCCGUGUACUCGAGCGACUCGCUGCUGCGACGCGACAAGGCGCGAUGUCGUCAAGCCACGCCACAAGACAUGCUUUUUUCUAACGGCAGUGACAGGUCCGGAGCUACGAGCGAUGACGCUGCCUCCAGACCCUCAUCACACCCCACAUCUGCCAACAAUACCAUCAGUAGCACAAUAGUGCCUCCAGCGGUCAUUCCAUCGGCUUUCCACAUGUAUUCUUCCACCUCGAACUUGCCAUCGACUUUGCCAUCCCUGAACGCCGCGGCGUCCUCGGCAGCGAGCAGCUGUAACCCCUCAGCGGCGUCCACGAUAGACCCGCGCAUGACGACCAGCUUGGACGGAGCGCUGGGUCGCAGUGACAGCGAACAGUGGGCUAUGAGGGCACCCAGGGGCGCCGUGCUCAACAAAGGUGGCGGGGGCGUCCGUAGAGUUUCUCCGAAACUCUCGCGCAAGUCAGAUCCUUCCCCAGUGUCUGGGGCCUUGUUUCCCGCUUUGCUUCCUUCCCCACGCCUACAUCGCAAAAACUUGCCCCUCAAUAACGGGACAAUAAACGGCGCUGGGAUAGUUUUAACGCCCGUUAUCAGUUAUUCCAGACAGAACUCGGCGGAGAGCGCGACAGAAGCGACACCUCCCGCCUCGCCAGGUUCGUAUCGUCGUCAGGCGUCGAGAGAAGGCGACGUUUUCAACCGACUUACCUCAACCGGAACGUCAACCCGACACAACCGCCACCAUACCGGCGUUAUUAACCCCUACCAAGGCAGGAUCAGCCAACGGUCUGUGCUGGCCUGUACACACGUCGCUCAGGGCCACACCAAGGCGGUGCUCUCCGUCUUUGCCACCGAAGACAGGCUCUUCUCCGCUAGUAAAGAUCGCACGGUCAAGGCGUUCAGUUUUAAUACAUAUCGCACGGUGAAGGUGUGGGACUUGGUACGUGGUCAGGAGAUCGAGACGCUCACCGGUCACCCCAACAACGUCAACUGCGUCAAGUACUGCGAAAACUCACGCGCCUGUUACACCGUCUCCUCUUCAUAUAUCAAGGUGUGGGACCUGCGUGAGGACCCCAGCAGAUGUACCCGCACGCUGAGCUCGUCAGGCCUGACCACCAACGGGGCGGUGGCGGUGUCGGCGACCUCGCGCUCCCUCAUGCCCCCCGGCGAGACGCAGGUCAACGACAUCGCGCUCUCCAACACAUCCAACAUCCUCUACUCCGCUGCAUCCAACAUCGUCAGGGUCUGGGACCUCAGGAUGUGGGUAGUGUGCUCCAAGGACCACUCCAUCAAGGUGUUUGACGUGGUGGAGAGCAACAAGUCUGGUCUGAUCAGCUCCCGUCUUAACCUAGACCCUCCUCACUACGACGGCAUACAGUCCCUAGCCAUGUUCGGGGACACGCUCUUCUCAGGGUCCCGGGACAUGUGCAUCAAGAAGUGGGACAUACGGAAAGGAGAGCUGCUUAUGAACCUUAAUGCUGCGCACAGGGACUGGGUCUGCGCGCUGUGCUUCAAUCCUGGGGGACAGAUCCUGCUCUCAGGUUGCCGUGGUGGUGUGGUCAAGAUGUGGUCCACUGAGAGCUGUCAGGUCGUUGGUGAACUGCGGGCCCACGCGUCCACCAUCAACGCCAUCACCACCAACAGCACCUGCAUCUUCACUGCAUCCAAUGACUGCAGUGUGGGCAUGUGGAGAGUGCGCACGAGUUACGAUGUGUCUCCGGACCUCUCAGACGCCUCAUAGUACGAGGUCUUGCUUAGACUUACCAUCUCUCUGCUCAUCGCGAGCUCAAUGAUUCUUCUGCUGCUCCUGCUAACGUUCCUGCUCAUGCUGUGGUGCUUCACGCUCAUGCUGUGCUCCAUCACGCUCAUGCUGUGCGUCGCAGAAAUCGCCUGUUGUGCCCUCAUGUGCAGUGUGCUGGGUUUGCUACGAUGCGUGACAAUUCUUCUCUGUUUCUGUGCCGUCUGGGCUACAUGUAGCAUUGUAGUGUACUAGUCGGGCACUAGUACAACAUGUAGUAUUGUAGCAGCACCGUUGGGCACUAGUACUAGUAUUCAACCUAGUUUAAAUUACUAGAAGAAUCUUUAGCCUCACUCACCCAAGUCUCAAAUUUUUUUGGCUAGUAUGCACUAGUUGUGGUUAGCUACGCUAUUCAUAAUGUUAGUGUUGACUUAAACAUUACGAUUAUUUGCACUCUAUUAGGUGCACUGAACACGGUAUUAGUGCUGAGAAGUGCUAAUUCUGCACAUGCAGUCGAAGUUAAUGUUAGCAGGAGUGGCUUCAAGUUCAGCAGAAGACGUUGUUUCUCGAGCAGUGCUAGUCCACACUCAUUGUUUCUGUUCUGUGCUUUUCUCACGACAAGUCAGGCUAUAUAAUUUUAAUAGCUUUAUGUUGUACAUUUACCUCAUGCAUAUUGUAGAUACACUGAGGAGCUCACAACUGAGUAAAUGUUUGAGCGAGGCAGGCAAUGUCACUUUGAAGCGUAUGCUUCAUCUAAGAAAUGUUACAAAAUGUUUCUAAUUAUUGGUUUUUACCUGCUUUGCUAAGCUUCAUCUUGUCUUUAUUAGCUGUUUCAAACCAUUUACUUGGAGAGGUGAUUUGAUAACCGUAUCGGCUACGAUACUUGAAUUCUCACUUGAUAUCAAACUCAAAAUGGUAAUAACCGCUAGAACAGUUGGUGUGUAACUCUGUUACCGCCACUAACUCACAAGUUAGAAUCUUAAAUAAAAUUCUAGAGAAAACCUCUUUUUAAAUGUGUUGUUACGUGCAAGUGUUCACUGAAUUUUAAAUCUAAAAAUCGUCGCUUUUUAACUCAGGGUAUCUCAUCGUGUAGGAAUAUUAUACGCAAAUUUUUAAAACUUCCUUAUAAGAAACUAAAAAGACGUUUCGAAUAACUACAGUUAUCUAAAUAACGAUCAACUGAGUGAUGUUUUGUAAUAAAUAAAUUUAAGACAUCGCUACGGUACAAAGUAAGAUAAUACAGAAAAAUGGCAACUUUUCAGAAGUAUUACCGAACGAAGAAGUCAAGUGUCCUUGUAAAGAGUCAAUCAUCCACUACAUCGUAAUGAUAUUCUUGAUCGCCAUGUGUUGUUUGUGAUCCACAAUAAUGUUUUAAAAUACGAAUACUACUAUUGGUCUUCCAAUUGAUGCUAUAUUACUAUGCUACUCAUUUUUAGGAGAAUGAAGUGAUGUGAAUUGUAUUGGCUGACCGACUAAAGUUGCGGUCGUGAAGACUUGUAAGCAUUUAGGAAAUUGAAAUAACGUUGUUAUUCGACGUAAUUAUAUUUGUUCAUGAUAGGUGGCGACGCUUUGAAUGUGAUUCAGCAGAGUUUGCCGUUAAUAAAAACAUGAAAGUUAAUAGCUUUUUGCAUGCAAUUUACGAUCUUGCCUGGUGGUUCAGAACAAAUUUACUAACGUUUCCCCUUGUAGUGGUUAAAAGGUGGAUUUCAGGUUAUUCUGUUCCUGAAACGGUUAAAUGUAAUGCAUUCGUAAAAUGAAGCUUUAGGAAGUUAAAAUUAAGAGCUAAAGAGUAGAGGGGAAAGACAUUUUUUCGUUGAGCGGAAAGCGGGUGUUUGUAUUGCCCUGUGUAAUUUCCUGUGAACUCCGUUUCAUUUUAAACAGAGAACCAGAAAACGAGGUUAUUGGUUCUUUAUUUUAUCUGAUUUUUAAUGAUAUCUUCCGAACGAUACAAUAGGAUUCUGGUUUUAUGAUGAUGCUGCUGUCGUAGUGCUGUGAUCUUGACCUCUAUUUCUAUAUCCUAGAAAGUAAGGCUCCGUUUUGGAAUAUAUCCAUGUAAUUCAUCUCGUUUAUCAAGUUGUAUCUAUUUUGAAACCGUGGAGAGAUGUUAUUCUCCUAAAUUGGAACUAACAGGCUGGUCCAUCAUUUUCUACGCGUCAUUAGGUGUUCAUCUGAAUGAAAUGUAAUAUUCUGGUCACCAUUUUUCACCUGAAUAAUCCGAUGGAUAGGAUAGAGGAAACGAUAGCAUAAGUAGCAGUAUUAUGUGUUUAUAGGGUCAAGUAACUCAACUCUGAAUCAUUGAAUGAAUCAUUACUUUAUAUGCAAACUUCUUGCGUGUAUUGCGAGUAUAAUAAUGAGUUGUCGAUGUAAUGGUUAAAAUGUUGAUUCUAGGCGUCAUUAAAGUAGAAAUAUGUACCAAAAAAAAAAAGGAUUUCUGUCUUUUUGUCGUAAUAAUGAAUAGAGUGCUUGUUUUGUAAACGGUUUUGUUAACUUAGAAAAAAGUUAUAAUAUGGAUACAUUUCAUCGGUAUGAUUUAUUGAAAACUUUUUCUCUUUGAUUACCAAAAUUGCGUCGUAAAGACACGAUGUUCCUGGUGGUUGCUAAUUGUUAAACAUGGACGAUUAUGGUAGUUAUUUUGAAGUAGUAAUUAGAUUUAUUUGUUCAUGCUCGCCUAACUUUAUUCUGAACCAUCGUGAACAGUUUAUUUCAGUCCGCGAAACUGCUAUGUUUCUAUCGUCUUCCUUUUUUUCAUUUUCAUGCCAAAUCCAUUGUACGGGAAAGAUUUUUUCAUACCUGUGUUUUAGUAUUUUUUAGAACCAUGAGCGCAAAUUCGAUGCAAGUUUUUGUGACCUUGUUAAGCUCACGCUACAUUCCAUUGUUUUUGUGGCACUCGUAGUGUUGUGUUGUCGCCUCUGAAGUCUAGGAUGUGGUCUGGAAUUGCCGUGAAAUAAUUAGUUGUAGAUGGUAGAUGAGGCAAAUCUACGUCUAUAGGUAAGUAGAUUAACUAGUGGUAGACGGUAGUUGAGACAAAUCUACGUCUAUAGAUUAGUAGAAUAAUUAGUGGUAGACGGUAGUUUAGGCAAAUAUACGUCUCUAGAUUUCAAAUGUGGUUUUGUAAAUAUGAAUCCUCGACAACAGCUGUAUCUAAGUCAUGAACAAGAUGAAAACGCCUUGUAAAACUUAACUAAAUAGCUCAGUGCUUCAUAGUCUUGAUUUUAUCGGUAUUUAUAUACGAACGAAAUAUUUCAAACUGUUCCCGAUGUUUCAUUUUAUUUCUGAGCGUAUACCCUCUCGAAUGGGCUUGAGAAUUGAACUAAGUUGCAAUUAAUGUGCACUGCGUCUGCCGCUUUUUUUAUCGAGUAUCCCUGGCAGCUUAUUGUGUGGUUGACAUAUUAUGUAUUAGGUUGGGACGAGCGGUCCCUGCGCAUAAUGCUUCCUACCAGAUCUCGCUUGAGUGCUGAAAUGCGAGGCUAAAAUAUCGAAUAUUAGUAGUUUGUGUAUAUAUGUUCAAAGCUGUAAAAAUUUAUUUUGUUUUAAGUUGUAGUACUUCUCUUGGAGGACUAUUCUUUUGGUUUGCCAAGAAUGCCGGCGCAGCUCAUUUAAAUAAGUGUUCCUAAGGAAUACGUUCUUCUAAUGACUUAUUUUUAAGUAGGAAAUGAAACUUGAUUCAGUACCUGUGUCAUAUUUUUCUUAAUUUGCCAGAUCAAUCUGUAAUUUAGUCGAAACUUGGUAUUUCUUUUGUCCGUCGAUGCAAUUUCUUUCAAAACGAAGCCUGCUUGAAGCAUUGUCGAUAAGCGACAUUUUAUUUCGUUCAAUAUUUAUUUACUGCUUAUUUUGAUGUGAACUAAUUGUAGAAAUAAAGCGUAAUGUUACUUAACGAUGGGAAAUAACCCGUGUAUCGAGUCAAUCAAUCCCCUAAAUAAACGGAGUCAGAAGCAGCAAA